AGACAAUUGACAAGGUCAGUGCUAAAUUGCUCAAUGGAAAUGUAUUCACGUGUUGCUAGGUGAGGUGCCAGACUAUACGUUUGUGAAUUCGAAAUCAUCAUGAAUAAGUCGUCUGUCCUCUUAGUAUCAUCUGUUUUUGCCGUGUCUGCAUGCACACUAUUUUACCUCUCUAAGCUGUUGAGAAAACCGCAUGUUAAGAAAGACUUAGCGAAGACAGCGCCCCAUUCCACUAUAGGCGAUACAUAUUUGAAGAAAGUUAAUGAAUUUGACAAAGAAAACUUAUCACUUGAGUUUGCUAACUGCAUCUGUUCAUUGGUUAAAGUCUCUGACUAUGAUACACGGCAGCAGCUCAUCAUGUAUCUGCAUCAAGCUUCAUCAUUCUGUCAAAAUUUCUUCCAGAGUGUUAUUAGGGAUUCUAAGUGCUUGGAAACUCUCCUUUCACUACUGGAUUCUUCAACAAGUAUGGCACCAGCAUGUAGGCAAAACUUGAGUAUCCUCCAGGUGACAACAAACCUGGCAUGUGAUCAACGAAGUCUCCCUGUAAUAAUGGACUACUUAGACGAUAUUUUCUCCAUAGCUGAUACAAAAGAAUAUAGUGAUCAAGCAUGCGCUGCUCUACAGGUACUGGCUAAUAUCGCCCUCACUCCAGCUGGAUGCAAUUUGCUAAUUAAUGAUUGUGGUCGUUUAUGCAAAAUGCUUGGAAUGCGCGAUCCCUACCUACUGAGAAACUUGCUGGCAGUUUUAGUGAAUUUGUCAUGCGAUGUCAACGGUUGCGAUAAACUACUUGCACAGAAUGGGGAAGAUUUCGUACGAACUCUGGAGUAUUCAUUAUCGUCAGAUGUCCCCUUAUUAAUAUCCAUGAAAAUGACGACUUUUCUCAACAACUUGUACUCAAGAAUUAUGAAAGAUCAGGACAAGUAUUGGAAUAAAUCGGAGUCUGCAAUUAUUACAAAGACUAUUGCUAUCUCACUAAAGGAGAAUCAUAAUCUCAUUCAAUCAUGGAUUCUAUGCCUACUACCGUUAUCUGAAGAUUCCAACGAAUUCAAUGCUCACUUACAAAAACUUUUGUCUAUUUUGACUGAUAUUAAAACUUCCAAUGUGUAGAAUUCAGUUCUUUCCUAUUCUCUUCUCUUCUCUUCUAUUCUUUUCUAUUUCUAUUGUGUUCUGUUCUGUUUUGUCCCCCAUAGUCUUGUAAUUUAUGCGUGCAAAUAAAAGAGGGGGAAAAGAAAGUGUAUUAUAUAUACAUAUUACUUUUACUACAAUGACAACAACAAUGUUAUAUUUAUUUCUGUACAUUCAUAUUUUCUUUCAAAUAAAAG
Molecule: messenger RNA, 1319 nt
Organism: Trichobilharzia szidati
Lineage: Eukaryota; Metazoa; Platyhelminthes; Trematoda; Strigeidida; Schistosomatidae
Source: the annotation of a GenBank genome assembly